Molecule: messenger RNA, 2025 nt
Organism: Gamsiella multidivaricata
Lineage: Eukaryota; Fungi; Mortierellomycota; Mortierellomycetes; Mortierellales; Mortierellaceae
Product: cytochrome P450
Exons: 9
Coding region: 196-1770 (524 amino acids)
Molecular function (GO): iron ion binding; monooxygenase activity; oxidoreductase activity, acting on paired donors, with incorporation or reduction of molecular oxygen
Source: RefSeq, a predicted model, not a curated record
CCCGGCCCAUGGUACAAACCUAGCCCACACCGGACUCCGACUUUUCCUUUAGGUUGCCCCCCCGGUGCCCUGUACUCUUUAUUUACGGCCCUUCCUUUCCUUCCUUCUCUUCCUUCUUUCUUCUCCAACCUCCUCCUUCGCCUUACAUCUUCCUUCACUCACAUUCCUACAGACACACGUAUCCCGAUAUCAAAAAUGAACUCGGCUGUGCAAAUUAUCACAGAGGCUGCAAAGUCCUCAAACAUCCUCAAUCUCAUUCUCAGGAGCUUUGACCGCGCCCAUGCGCCAAAGACCGCGCUCGGCCUCUAUGUGCUCUACAUGUUGAUCAAGUAUCGCGACAAUUCCAUCGGCACCCGUCGCACCAACUUGCCCGGACCCAAGGGUCUGCCGCUCAUCGGCAACUUCUUCCUCGUGGCUUUCACACCCAUGAACAGGAUCUCACACCUGCAUGAUCGCAUGCAAGAAAUCUACGGCAACACCUGGACCCUCUCCAUGACAGGACUCGGUCGAACCAUCAUGGUGAACGAUCCCGCCUGCCUCGAGCACGUUCUCAAGACCAACUUCUGGGCAUAUGAGAAAGGACCCAUCCUGCGCGAGUCCAUGGAGGAUCUUCUCGGUCAGGGCAUCUUCGGAGCCGAUGGCGAGCAUUGGAAGUGGCAACGCAAGAUGGCCAGCCAUAUCUUCAAUGUCAAGGCUUUCAGAGACUACACCAGCAACGUGUUUGUGCAAGAGUCGAACAUUGUUGCCAACUACUUGGACACGAUUGCCGAGAAGGGCACAACAGUCGAUAUCCAAGACAUCCUGCUUAAGUUCACUCUGGACAGCUUCGGCCAGGUCUCCUUUGGACAGUCGUUUGGAUGCCUCGAUGAUCCGGAAAAGGAAGUCGAAUUUGCAGCGGCCUUCGAUCGUCUGAACGCAACGGUCAGCUCGCGCCUCUUCCUCGGUCCCUGGAAGCUGAUCGAGUGGCUGACGGGCACCGAUAAGAAGGUUGCCAAGGAUAAUAAGAUCGUCGUCGACUUUGCGCUCGACAUCAUCCGUAGCCGUCGCGCCAAUGGCUACCACAAGCCCCAGAAGGAUCUCUUGCAGCUCUUCAUCGACCUCAAAGAUGAGAACGGCGAGAUCCUCUCGGAUGACAUCCUCAAGGACAGCAUCCUCAACUUCAUCAUCGCUGGCCGUGAUACGACUGCUCAGGCACUUUCCUGGAUGUUCUACCUGAUGCAUCGCUCUUCCACUGACAAAAACAUUGUCCACAAGCUCCGUCAGGAGAUCAAGGACGUUCUCGGGGACGACCUGCCCACAUACGAGUCUUCAAAGAAGAUGAAGUAUGCCGAAGCAUGCCUAUAUGAAGCAUUGCGUCUGUACCCAAGUGUGCCGCGCAACCUCAAGGUGUGCGUUGAGGAUGAUGUCUUGCCAAAUGGCGUUGAGAUCAAGAAGGGCGAGUUCUACCAGUGGUCCCCAUGGACUAUGGGCCGUGACACUGCUAUCUGGGGCCCCGAUGCCAAGGAAUUCAAGCCUGAGCGCUGGUUCGAGGGCGAAAAGGCCUCGCCCACAAAAUUCCCUGCUUUCCACGCCGGUCCUCGCACUUGCUUGGGGCAGCAAUUUGCUACGAUUGAGGCCAUCACUAUUAUGUCGCUAGUGUUCAAGCGAUUCGAAUUUGAGUUGGUUGACCCUGACCACGAGCCAGGAUAUGGUGCUGGUCUCACCUUGCCUAUCGCCAAAGGCCUGCCCGUUCGCGUUCGCCGCCUUGACCAGAACACUGUUAGCGUCUAGAUUGUCUAAGGAAGAUAUGCCAUGCCCCAUACGUGAAAUGACUCAACCAAUACAACUACAUAUGUAUAACUUCUGGACCAAUCAGCCUAUACCCAUGCAGCAAUGACAGCAGCGCAACGCGAAAAAACAACAACCUGUAAUAAGAAAAACAGUUUUAAUAGAUCAAUCAACUUGCAUAUACAAAAUCAGUUAGAAAAUAUUUUAAUGGCCUGUCCUCUGUGUACUGUCCAUGUAAAUCCAAGAUUAUCUCCUAGC